AGCACGCCAAGCAAACCUUGAGGCUCAAAACGCGGAGUUUCCAAAAACAGAAACGCUGUCUCCUCGUAAGAAUAAAUUACUUUGUCGUUAAGUUCCUACAAAUGCUUGCCAAGAAAAGUCUCUAAUCUCUAUCUCUGUUCACUUUCCUAAAACAACCUUAACCUUUAUAAGUACGUGACCAUUCCAUUCGAUAUGCAGACGACGAGAAACUCUUCUUCUUCAUCGUCGCUGGUGCUUUUCCUUUUGCUCACGAUUCUUCUUAUCAAAAUGGCCCAAUCUGUCCCUUCACCUUCUCCUGCUGUAGACUCGUCCAAAGCGGCGGUUCAUAUUGUGUACACUGAGAGGCCACAGGAUGAGGAGCCUGAGGCCUACCAUCUCCGAACCCUAGCCUCCGUCCUCGGCAGUGAAGAAGCUGCAAGAGAGGCUUUGGUUUACAGUUACAAGACGGCUGCGAGUGGUUUCUCAGCCAAGCUGACCCCUGAGCAGGUUGAGCAAAUCUCAAAACAACCAGGCGUUCUUCAAGUUGUCCCCAGCAGGACACUUCAGCUGCAUUCAGAACCUGGGAAGCUGCACUCAGGACCCGGGAAGCUGCACUCAGGACCUGGGAAACUGCACUGAAUCACCUCUAUACCCUCCUGCCCAUGACUGAAUAUAUAUAUAUAUAUAUAUAUAUAUAUAUAUAUAUAUAUGUUUGGUGAAUGACUGAAUAAAUAUUUUAUCAAAUGGUAUUCCCGUGUAUAAACAAGUUUGUCCCGUGUUUGUGUUCUUUCUGCAAUGUAUUGGGUGCUAAGAAAGCUUUGUAUCUAAAUUACAUGUGCACUUAUCUAAUAUGCAUCUAUAUACUAUGGUUCCCAUCUA
Molecule: messenger RNA, 858 nt
Organism: Hevea brasiliensis (rubber tree)
Lineage: Eukaryota; Viridiplantae; Streptophyta; Magnoliopsida; Malpighiales; Euphorbiaceae
Product: subtilisin-like protease SBT3.11
Exons: 3
Coding region: 193-618 (141 amino acids)
Source: RefSeq, a predicted model, not a curated record